AUGGAGGAAAUUCAAGAUGACUGUUAUCCUCCCCAGGAAUGGCUGACCAUCAAAGACCACUCCAAGAGCAAGACGUUUAAUGUAGUGCAACAGUUCAAAUGCUUAACUCAAUUCUCAAAUGCUUGUGGUAAAACAAUUUUCAUUGCUUUAGGUGAAGGAAGUAUUGGCAUUAUCCCAGAAGUUUCUGAGUCUCCAAAGGACCCGUUGUUGCAACUCGUCUCCCUCCAGAAGGCUUUGGGUUGCUGGGAAAUGGAGUCCAUGUUGGCACAGGUGUUCGGGAGGACAGAAAAAGAGCUGCUCGAGCAGAUUCCUGCACAGGUGAAGCCAGAUGUCUGGGCUACACUUCUGGCUCUGAUUUGGUUACAUGGCUUUAAGAUCGAUGUACAGGUUGAGUGGCAGUUUUUGGCCAUGAAAGCAGUGGCAUGGAUCCGCACUCAGAAAGUGGUCAACCACUCAGAGUGUGUACGGGUAGGUAAUGCUCUACUGGGCUGUCAGGUUAAAGAAGAUGCUCUUGGGAUCUGAAGACUUCACCCUCUUACAGCAUCCACACAAAAACCUUGGCAUAAUUUCUCUUUCUUUACUUUACUUAUUUUUACUUACAUUAGCAUGCCUUUACAUAUAAGAUGAUGUUGUCAGUGGAAUUACUUGCAUGGCCAUAAAACACUGGAAACACGACCAGUUUUAGGGCAUAAUAAUAAUAAUUAUUAUUGUUUUAAAAAUAAUAAUAAAAACCCUUACAGUUACAGUAGGGUUACAGCCCUUGCAGCUAAUGCAGUGGGCUGCUCAAAGUUGUGGGCUUGUAAUACACAUUGUUUAUUGUUGGAAGGAGGAUGCAGCCUAUCUAAAUAUGUAAGUUUUCACGAGCAUGUGUCUGCUACUUUAUCCAAAAUUGACUCCUCUAUCCUCUGCACCUCCUACAUAUGUUAAAACAGAAUUUUUGGCUAUAGCCACCACCAUGAGCCUAUGACAGAAGUGUUCUCUUCAACCACAACCACUGUCUCAACCAUCACAAACUCCUACUUACACAUAUAGAAGAGUUACAGCAGCAUACAGCAUGUUGCUGCUCUCACUGAGCACUACGGAAUUUCUGAAGGAGCUCAGAAAUCAGAAAUGUAAAUUAAAUGCCUCAAAUAAUUGUAAGAUAUUGGUCUCUAUUUAGAGGUCCCAGAAAAUAAACUUUGGCAACUGCAAAUGUUUUCUGACUCCCUGUCCUCUACUUUUCUGAGCCUGCCCAGGGGCGUUAUCUAGAAUGUUAAUUAUCCCAAAUUCUUCUGCAUCAAAAAACUUUUUUUCGUGUCCAGGCAUUUUU
Messenger RNA from Ictalurus furcatus (blue catfish), 1309 nucleotides. Its product is annotated as von Willebrand factor A domain-containing protein 5A-like. Bases 1 to 522 code for a protein of 173 amino acids. The record is from RefSeq and is a predicted model, not a curated record. The transcript is spliced from 5 exons. Lineage: Eukaryota; Metazoa; Chordata; Actinopteri; Siluriformes; Ictaluridae.